Molecule: messenger RNA, 1164 nt
Organism: Trichoderma aggressivum f. europaeum
Lineage: Eukaryota; Fungi; Ascomycota; Sordariomycetes; Hypocreales; Hypocreaceae
Exons: 5
Coding region: 1-1164 (387 amino acids)
Source: RefSeq, a predicted model, not a curated record
AUGAAGAAGACGCUUAUUUUAUGCUUUAUUCAUGGAUUCAAGGGGGGCGAAUCCACGUUUGGAGACAACUACUCGUUUGUCGAGGAGCUUCGCGCGGCGGUGAUACGGGAGCUGCCUGGCAUUAGUAUCAAGGUGCUGGUGUAUCCGAAAUACGAGACGAGGGGCGACUUGGGUGAGGCCGUGAGCAGGUUCCGCAGCUGGCUGCAGGAUAAAGUCAUCGACUAUGAAGUCGCCAUGGGCACGGCAUCGCCAACGGUCGAGCCAUCCGUCCGGACGAUCUUGAUCGGACACUCCAUGGGCGGCAUCGUCGCUGCAGAGACGGUCAUGGGACUGGCUGCUGAGAAGCCCAUCUACACGGAAGACGGCAUUGACAAGUCUGGUGGCGGCCCGACGUUCAAUCACCUCAUGUUUCCUCGCAUCCAGGGCGUGUUGGCCUACGAUACUCCGUACCUGGGCAUUGCGCCCGGUGUGGUUGCGUACGGUGCUGAGGGCCAUUACCAGACGGCACAGUCGGCUCUUGGACAGCUGGGAUCGCUGUGGAAGAUGGUGGGAGGCGGCGGCGACGAAGCUGCUGCCACGGCCUCGGCUGCUUCGUCCGCGCUUACCAAGGCGCCGCCCGCCAAGGGUGACGAUGGCGGCUGGGGUUGGGGAAAGAUUGCCAUGUACGGAGCUGCUGCCUCGGCCGUGGCGGCGGGCGGAGCGGCGGCGUGGAUGAACCGCGAGCACAUCUCGACUGGCUGGUCCUGGGUGUCUUCCCACCUCGAGUUUGUGGGCUGCCUUGCUCGGCCUGAGGCUCUCAAGCAGCGAGUGGCGUACAUGGAGAAGCUGAGCGCGGAGCUGAACGUGGGCUUCGCCAAUCUGUAUACCCGGCUGGGCAAGGGGGCGGAGAGCAAGACGGUCAGCAUGGUCGGCACCGUGCUGGGCAAGGACAGGACGUUUUGCGUUGUGCCGAACAAGCAGCCUUCUGGGCACUGGAUAGCGGCUGUGAAUGAUAGUGUGCCAGACGAGAUCAACGCCCAUAUCAGCAUGUUUGAAGCCAAGAAGAACCCGGCAUUCGAGAAGCUGUUACAAGAUUCGUCAGGCUUGAUUGGCUCUUGGAUCUCGGCAGUCCCGGCAGCUCCAGCAGCUGAGGUGAAGGCGUGGUAUUACCAUGAUGUGCCAUGA